AUGCCUUUAACGUUUGCAUCACCAACACAGGCCUUUUAUCAUGAUGUUCAUGUUCGUCAAGUUGAUGUACCAUCAACUACUGGUAGUUUUGGUAUUCUGCCUAAUCAUGUCCCAGCUAUUGCAGUCCUUAAACCAGGUCUUGUAAGCGUGUAUAAUGACGAAACCAUUUCUAAAUAUUUUGUUAGUAGUGGUUCAGUGACAAUUAAUGCUGACAGUUCAGUUCAAAUAUUAGCAGAAGAAGCAUAUCCAUUAGAUCAAUUUGAUUUACAGCUCGUCAAGGUUUAGAACAAAGUCAACAAACAGCUUGCUUCAGCUACCACUGAUAUAAGUAAGGCUGAAGCACAAAUUGGUGUUGAGUUAUAUGAAGCUCUUGUCAAAGCAUUAGAAAGUUAA
Molecule: messenger RNA, 393 nt
Organism: Gigantopelta aegis
Lineage: Eukaryota; Metazoa; Mollusca; Gastropoda; Neomphalida; Peltospiridae
Product: ATP synthase subunit delta, mitochondrial-like
Exons: 4
Biological process (GO): proton motive force-driven ATP synthesis
Molecular function (GO): proton-transporting ATP synthase activity, rotational mechanism
Source: RefSeq, a predicted model, not a curated record